CAUCAAUGGGUCUCUCCACGGAGGACGCACGACUAAAUACAUACCACAGCCUUGGAUAUGGCACUACAGAUAAAGAAGAUCCAUCUCUUCUUAUGAGGGUGGCAAUGGCAAGGUGAAGACUGAGACAGCGGAAAGCCUUGUACAGCUUGUCAGGUGAUGUUGCUGGGGUGUUAAAGGCUGCCACAUGCAUCGUCACCCACUUAAUCAGCAUCACCAUGCCCACAAUGCAGGAUCCUAGCAUGAAUUAUAACUUGAGUGCAGUGCCCUGGGACCCUGGUGCCUUCCAGCCACCGUCGUUGACAAACAGUGCUGUGAAGAUGGUGGCCAUAUCAGCUAUUGUGUGCAUGUCUCUCUUUGGCAAUGUGGUGGUACUGCUGGUGUUCCAAAGAAAGCCACAGCUUCUGCAUGUGGCCAAUCGCUUCGUGCUCAACCUGCUGCUAGCUGAUCUGCUACAAACUGUGCUUGUCAUGCCAUUUGUUAUUGCUGCCACUGUACCUGAGGUCUGGCCACUGGACAUCCAUCUGUGUCAAGCCCUUGUGGUGCUUAUGCAUCUUUUUGCUUUUACUGGUGUAAACACUAUUAUUGUUGUGUCAGUGGAUCGCUACCUGGCCAUUAUCCACCCGCUGUCAUAUCCAACACGCAUGACACCUCACCUGGGCACUAACCUGAUUGCGCUUACCUGGCUGGUGAGCUUGCUGCAGAGCACCCCACCUCUCUAUGGCUGGGGAGCUAUCGAUUUUGACCGACACCACAAUGCCUGCACCAUGGUAUGGUCCUCCAGCCACUCAUACUCAGCGCUGGUUGCUACUCUUUCCUUCUGGCUGCCUGUGGCCAUCAUGCUUGGCUGCUACUGGAUGGUGUUUAGAGCAGCCCGGCGGCAGAAUGCUUUGGUGCACCCUGUUCAAACAAAUCACCCUCCAGACUCAGGCUCUAGUCCCCACAGGCAGCAGCAACAGCAACAAGAAGGCUCCUUUUCAGCCACAAAUCCUGCCAGGAACAGACACAGACGUUUCCAUUAUCACUGCAAGGCAGCACGGGUGGUUUUUGUCAUCAUGGCCUCCUAUGUGCUCAGCAUGGGCCCAUACAGUGUUUUAAGCACCAUUUCCAUAUGUUCCCGCACUGCUGUGCCACCAUGGCUGGCCUCAAUGGCACUUGUCCUCUUUUUCUUACAGUGCUGUCUGCACCCAUACAUUUACGGCUAUAUGCACCGUAGCGUGCGCAAGGAGUUCUUGGCGCUGCUUUGUGGGCCGCGAUGUGGACAGACCCGUCCAGGGCGAGCUUCGGCUGUGGACAGCUGCUUCACAGUGACAGAUGGGCGGUCAGCACAGAUGCAUAUCCCUAGCCACAUGAUCCGCAUAUGUUCCCUUCAGACUUGGGAGGAAGGGACAACAUCAUCUUCACCUAUAGUCCGGAGGUCAAAGGAGAGCCACAAAGAGACAACGUCUGUUAGCCUGAGCCCUGAGAGGGAUUUUACUCUGCAUAGCACCAAGUGAAGUGAAUGUGUUAUGUUUGUAAUCCUCUUGAGGAAAACAAAUACAUCAAUUUGCAUGAGAGAGUCAAAAGUAUUUAGUCCAGGUGACUAGCUUUAUGUCUUAAACAUGUCUGACUGCUAAUCCAGUAGGUUUCAUCAGUCUUACCCUAAUAUACCGCUAGACUUUUAAAAUGGCUUAGGUGACUGAAAACCUUUAUAGACACUGACUGAGUGGUUAGUAGUUAUUAUUUGUCAGUUUCUUAAAUGAGAAAUUCCAAAAACUCAUGUAUCUCUGAUAUUCCUAUUAGCUCAUACGUCGUUUCAACUGGUGGUUGCACAUUUAAAAAAUGCUUUUCUGAUGUUCUUGAUGCAGGAAAUAGUUAAUAUAGUAUUUGAUAUUAAAUGGCCUGUUAAUAUUGAACUAUAAUGAAGUUAUAGGUAUGUUAAAUGUAGUAUAUUUUUACUACUUUUUUGGUAUAGUAGGGAUUUACAUGUAUGCCAUUUUGUGAUGCUAUGUGCAAUAUUUGUAAGUUCAACCAAAACAUACGUAUUUUGAGUCCAAAUAUUUGUCAGAGACAGGUAGAAGCCUUGAAGUUUAAAUAUUAGCGUGACAUAAAUUUUGCUGUGGUGCCUCAAAUGGAGAAACACUUUCAUAUAAAAUUUAAAAAAAAAGGAUCAUCAAAAGAAGGAGACAUCAAAAUUACAGGUAAGCAACAAGCAAAAUUUUGACAAAACAUUUAUUAACAUUUUAAAAGUAAACAGUGCUGGAGGUUUUACACUUUUAAUCAAUCUUUAUAAAGACAUAAUCUUUUAAACAAUUACACUUUAGCUAGAAGAAUGACUUUAUGUGGAGAUUUUUGUUUCUCUCAUGAGAGUAUCCAGCCUCUUGAGGUAUAGUACAGU
This is a messenger RNA of Tachysurus vachellii, 2374 nucleotides long. It is a transcript of the gene gpr101, whose product is annotated as G protein-coupled receptor 101. Gene Ontology annotation, cellular component: membrane. The transcript has 2 exons. Gene Ontology annotation, biological process: G protein-coupled receptor signaling pathway. The coding region runs from base 216 to 1493 and encodes 425 amino acids. NCBI's taxonomy places the organism in Eukaryota, Metazoa, Chordata, Actinopteri, Siluriformes, Bagridae. Gene Ontology annotation, molecular function: G protein-coupled receptor activity. The record is from RefSeq and is a predicted model, not a curated record.